Molecule: messenger RNA, 2554 nt
Organism: Theobroma umbraticum
Lineage: Eukaryota; Viridiplantae; Streptophyta; Magnoliopsida; Malvales; Malvaceae
Gene: QSOX2
Product: quiescin-sulfhydryl oxidase 2
Biological process (GO): protein folding
Cellular component (GO): Golgi membrane
Molecular function (GO): flavin-dependent sulfhydryl oxidase activity; protein disulfide isomerase activity
Source: RefSeq, a predicted model, not a curated record
AGUACAGACGUACGUUGCAACAAACAACGAUCGUUGCACACAGACUUAAUCAUCACAAUUUUCAAACCGAAAAGAAUCGUAAUUCUCAACCCUUUCCACCGGAAAUUUCCAGCCCCACCCACCACCACCACCACCACCCCAACUCCUAACCUACAGAUCUCUCUACCUUUUUCUUUUUAAUUUUAAUAUCCAAUAAAACGUCCACUUAAACGUCGCCAAAGAGAAAACAAGAAAGAAGAAAAGCUUUCAUUCCAAUUCUGACGAAGCUGUGCAACAAAAUUAAUAUAUUUAAACAAUCAGUUUUAUUUUCUCUCUCCUUCUCUCCGAUGUCUGUUGUAUAUUGGAUUUUGAUUUUGAACCUUUGGAUCUUAAAAGCGACGUCGUUGCAAGCGGGAUCUCGAACGGUACUUCGAGAUAUUGGCAGUAACAACGGCGGCGGCGCCGGUACUGAUCCGAAGGACUACGCCGUCGAAUUGAAUAUCACGAAUUUCGAUGAGGUUCUCAAGGACACUCCAGCCACUUACGCCAUAGUCGAAUUCUUCGCUCACUGGUGCCCUGCUUGCAGAAAUUACAAGCCCCAUUAUGAAAAAGUUGCUAGGCUUUUCAAUGGACCUGAAGCUGUGCAUCCUGGUAUCAUAUUGAUGACUCGAGUAGACUGUGCAUUAAAGAUAAAUACCAAACUUUGUGAUAAGUUUUCUGUGGGUCACUAUCCUAUGCUGUUUUGGGCUCCUCCUACAAAAUUUGUAUCUGCUGGCUGGGAACCCAAUCAAGCGAAAAGUGAAAUACGUUUAAUUGAUGAUGGACGGACAGCGGAGCGCUUGCUUAAUUGGAUCAAUAAGCAAAUAGGCAGCUCUUAUGGCUUAGAUGAUGAGAAAUUUGAAAACGAGCAUCUUCCGUCAAAUAUAUCGGACCCUGGACAGAUUGCUCGAGCCAUAUAUGAUGUGGAGGAGGCUACCACAACUGCCUUUGACAUCAUUUUAGUACACAAGAUGAUUAAAUCGGAAACUCGAGCUUCACUCAUAAAAUACCUUCAGCUUUUAGUGGCUCAUCAUCCUUCCAGGAGGUGUCGCAAGGGAAGUGCAGAAGUACUUGUGAACUUCGAUGACUUGUGCCCACCAGAUAUGUGGUCAUCUGAUAGACAUGAAGUUGCCACCAAUAAUGUGAAAGAGGUGCUAAGCAAUUUCCAGAUUUGUGGAAAGGAAGUUCCCCGUGGAUAUUGGAUGUUUUGUCGUGGUAGCAAGAAUUAUACCAGGGGCUUUAGUUGUGGAUUAUGGGUCUUAAUGCAUUCACUCUCUGUGAGGAUUGAGGAUGGAGAGAGCCAGUUUGCAUUUACAGCUAUAUGUGAUUUUAUUCACAACUUCUUUAUUUGUGAGGAGUGCCGUCAACAUUUUUAUGAGAUGUGUUCAAGGGUUACUAGUCCUUUCAGCAAAGCGCGUGACUUUGCCCUUUGGUUGUGGAGUGCGCACAAUGAAGUUAAUGAGAGAUUAAUUAAGGAAGAAGCAUCUCUGGAAACUGCAGAUCCCAAGUUCCCGAAGAUUAUUUGGCCUCCGAAGCAGCUUUGUCCUUCGUGUUAUCACCCCCGAGGUUCCAAAGACAAAGGAAGCAGUCAGAUUGAGUGGGACCAGGAUGAAGUUUUCAAGUUCUUAAUUAGUUAUUAUGGAAAUACGCUUGUAUCUUUGUACAAAGAAAAGGGUUUUCUUGCUGAAGAUGGGACCAAGGCUACUCUGGAUGAUUUGGUGGCCUCAACAAACGCAGUUGUGGUGCCUUUGGGUGCUGCAUUGGCUAUUGCUCUUGCUAGCUGUGCAUUUGGAGCACUUGCUUGCUACUGGCGUUCUCAGCAGAAGAAUCGGAAGUAUUACCACCAACUACACUCUUUAAAGAACAUUUGAUAAUUUUGAGGAUAUAUGAGUGCUUUCAGAAAGGUUUAAAAGCAUUAGGGUGAAAAGGGGAUGAAAAAUGCGGGGGUGAGGCGUAGAGAGAGAGAGAGAGAGAGAGAGAGGUUUUGAUAAUUAGGAGGUAACUUUCUUAUUUUGAUUUCCUUCCACCACUUUUCAGGCCAAGGAGAAGCUGGAAUUAAGAUUACUAAAACAACAAAAAAUCAAACACAACCUUUAAGAUGCCCAGUCGGAUGAACUCAAGCUCCAAGUAGAAUUCCAGAUUACAGGCUUAUGCCAACUUGCCCGCUUGAGGUCCUAUUCUUUACCAGUCUACUGUCAAGCUCAUCAUCAUCAUCAUCAUCAAAUCUAAUUUUGGGUUGGUUGUAUAGAUUUAACAUAAUUUUAAUUUUGAGAAAGAAAUGUUCCAUAUCCAUUUUCUUACUUUUUAUUCACAUUUGACAUGCUGCAUGGGUACUUACACAGAUUUUCUUCUACUGAAUUGUCUGAUGCAAGUGUCGUCCAAUUCCUUCUAUCGACCUAAUUUUUUUCUUGAUAUGGUAAACAGUAAAGAACAAUUUUUGUGUUUUGGUACUACUAAGCAGUGAAGAACUGUACUAGGUUGAAAAUGGGGAUACUGAGCAAACCUCUUUAAGGUCAAUUCAGAGAACAUUCUUUUA